CACCACACAGUGCGCUCUGUUGGUACCAGGAAUAGUCACUUUGACACAAGCCACAUUAACAGGGCUUACAGCCUCCACUGAUCCGAUUUUCUGCUCAGAUUUUUCUUAAUUUUCUCCAUUAGGGAUGGCGUUACUUUUUCACAUUACAUUCACGUGAUAUUUUACUGGGCUUGAAUAUUUGGGGAACACUUUUACGCACAGAACUUAGGGCUGGAUUUCAUUUUUAUUGGCUUUUCAUUAACUCUGACUUGCUUUAAACUCUGACGGUAUGUUCUCACUGUUAUAUGGAUUGAUAUGCUUUUGUGCACUGGGCUGCAGUCAACAAGCAAGCGGACAGCCGGACGAUGGAAAGAGGUACAUUUGUCGGGCAGUCCCCAUAACCGGCGAUGCCAGUUGUCCGGUAACCCUCUUACCCGAGCUCAACACCGGGAGCCAGGAAGAAGAGCUCAGAAACACCGUCAUGCAGCUUCGAGAAACAAUUUUACAGCAAAAGGAGAAUAUUUCUAAACAACAAGGCACCAUUAACGAGCUCACCACCAAGCUUUCCCUCUGCGCGUCUGCCACCGACGACAGGAGAUACGACAAGACUGGCUCCUGGGGCAAAGACAAGCAAAACACAAUGGGAGAUGUUCCUAGAGAUCCCAACGACACAAUUGAUAGUCUUAGGAAAACUAUGCAAGGGCUCAAGGACCGACUGGAGAACUUGGAGGUAAGUCAGGAACAAUUGCACUAAGGGCACAUUGUGUCUAACCGCGCGUAAAAGCCGGGUUUGGGUCUGUAUACGGAUUUAGAGGCUAACUAUAUACUGUCGAUCCAACCCUCAUCAGUAGACAAGCACUUCCAAGAAUCAUUACAGAGUACGUAUGGUAAAGAUCAAACGAGAUUCGUACUAUGAUUAGCCUCAAACUCCUUAUUAAGUAAAUAGAAUUAAACGGAACUGCCCAAAAAGAGGAGUAGACUGUCUUCUUUGGAGUCUGAAAAUGUCUGUUUUAUGUCUUAAAUUCACUGAUUACUUUAGCCACGGAUUAUGAAUGUGAUGGGUUAAAUUACAUGACAGGUAAAAGCUUGGGCAACAUGUAGUUAAGUUAACUUGUCAAAAUGAAACCAUCAAAUUGGAGGGUUACUUUCCCAUGUUUGAAACAAUACUCUCAGGGCAGUCAACGGUGAUGUAAUGGAUAACUCUCAGCCCUCACAGGGGCCCAUUGUCCAUGAUUAUCUAUGUGCACUUCCUGCACAUCUUGACCCCCAAUUUUUUCCCUUAGCAACAGCAGAUGAGGGCCAAUGUAUCUGGCGCCUCCUUUCCCAGUGAGCUCCGUGACCUGCUGCAGCGUCGGCUCAGCCAGCUGGAGAAACAACUCUUGAAGAAGGUCAACAACCUGGAGGAACAGAAAAGCAUGCUGUCCAACGCCACAGCCGCCUACAGGCUGAAAACAGAGAGCACACUAAACGCUCUAGUGGAGAGGAUCAGUGAGCUGGAGAAAGGUACAGUAUACACAGUCUGAAAGUCAUUUCACAGAUGUCACAUCAGAGAAAUGUAUGGGGUGAAGUUUAAUCAAGCACACUUUACAACAUACUGGAGGCUAGACAGAAAAGUAACACACAAUUAGUCAACUUUAAUCUUUAAAUUGUACCUUUAAGGUGCAAAACACAUCAAGAGUUAAAUCUGCAGUUAAAGAAAACUUAGGAUGUCGUUUAAUUAUCCAUUAAAAUUCUGAUUGGCAAACAUAAGCAAGAAAGUAAUCUGAAAACAGUAAAAAUUGAAUGUGAUUUUAUCGAAUACGGCUAAACUUAUAGUCUUUGGGUAAACUUUGUCAAACUGGUCUGGUGUGUAUAACACUAGUGGAGCUAACACCACUAGUCUUCAGUUAUCCUUAAAGGUAAACUUACUCAUACCUGUGCUGGCAAUACGUUGCUUAGAUUGAGGGUUUAAGUAGCAGUUUAACUACACACUGAUACACAUCUAUCUUUAUUUUGUGAACUAAAUAAGUGCCAACCCGAACUAUAAAAAGCCAUCUUAAAUCCAUGGAAAUUUACAAACAGGUCAUAGAGAAUUAAAGCUUUAUGUGGAGUUAUAUCCCUUGCUAGUGGUGGGCAGCAUCACAGCUUAGAAAUGACCCAAUACCAAGGUUUUGGACCCAUAGUUUUAAUGAAAAGGUUUAGCACCCCCUGUGGACAAAGUAAUACCUCUGAUCUCUUCUCCUGUACAAGUGAAAGUUGUUAUUUCAGACAAAAUACCUAAUCUUAUAGUCUUUUAAAAGUGAAAUGUAUCACUAACUGUGAGUUUUGCCACAGAAAAAGUCUAAAAUUCUGUUUCUUUAACCUGCUGUCAAUCAUCUGGUCUAAAACCCUUCCACCUUACAGCAGUUUCAGACAUCAAAAAUUACAACUGAGAAAUUUCAGCCUUGUUGCUGAUGGUCUCAUUUGCUUUUGAAGGUCAUAAAAAGGCAUCAGUAUCUGUUUUAGCCUGAUUCUCAAGCAGUAUAAUAUUCCUUACUGUAACUUUAAUACUGAUGAGUGUGAUGAAAAUAGUUGUAGCAGAGGUUGUUGGGCAAGUCCACAGCAGCAGGAGAGUCCUUACCCUGAUCGAACCCCCAUGACAACAAUCUUUGUGCCAACAUAAAAAUGUUUUCACUGACUCAGCGCAACCCGAUGCAUUUACAGGCUGGAUUUAAAAUUUUGAUGGAGCAAGCUAACACCCACAACUCUCACUUAACAGGGGAAAAAGACAGAGUGAGAAAGACAGAGAAAAGCAUGUGCUGGUCUGUUUAGACUGUUGUCUAAGAGAAGAUAAGACAUGAUAAUGACAAAGUUAGUCAUGAAUUUCAGUUUACAAAAAAAAGGACAGGUGCACUAUUUUAUACAAUUUAGAAAGAAAUUUUGAAUGUGCCUUUUUGUUAUAUGUAUUACCAUUUUUGUGUACAUUUUACUCAAAUGAGGGAAGAACAAUAGCAGCUAUUAUCAGGAUGAAGAUCAUUGUCAUUAUUUCAAUGAAGUUACUAUCAGCUCUUGAGGGAUGGUAUGAUUUAUUGUCUGAAAAAAGGAUUUGAAUUCUAUUUUUGGUUUUAAAAGCAGCUUGUACUAAAAGGCUAACUUCAAGGAAUAUGUUGAAUGUGUGGACUAGUUUUUUCUGCUCAGUUUUGAGACAAGAUGUGUCUGGUUUUGUUAUGUUACUAAAGUAACUACACUAAUGGAAAGGAUGCAGAGGAAGCACUCAGGAGAAUAAAAGAGAUGAGAGGGUCUGAUGAAUCAGGGGUUACAGAAAUGCAAAUGCAUUACAUAAAAGAGGCCUUUGUAAAAGCUGUUUUAAGCCAGGAUCAUUUACGUAUUAGAGCUAAGGGGGAGUAGUGCUGCUUUUUCUUUGCUUUUGUUCCAAGGCAGCAGUUACCAGGUUUAAAAGCCCACUUGAGACAUAUCUAACCUCUCUGCCCAUCUCAUUCCAGGGGGAGGAGAUUACAAGUCUCCAGAGCAGUUCAAGCUCUCCCUGCCUCAGAGGACCAACUACCUGUAUGGGCGCAUCACCAAGAGUCUGCCAGAGAUGUAUGCUUUCACACUCUGCAUGUGGAUCAAGUCCAGUGCCAGUCCAGGCAUUGGGACUCCUUUCUCCUACGGAGUUCCAGGACAAGCAAAUGAGAUUGUGCUAAUUGAAUGGGGAAACAACCCAAUAGAGCUGCUGAUUAAUGACAAGGCGAGUAAUUUCAGCUGUACGAAAUCUAUUAAACCUGUAUGGUUGAUCUCCUAAAUGUCAUUGUUGGCUCUGCCUAAAUCCAGGAAGGAUACAUCUACUCUUGUAAACCAACCAGCACACACUUCUUUUUGUCAGAAAAGCAAUACUAAGCGUAUUAUCCUCUGACCACAGGUUGCCCAGUUGCCCUUGGAUGUACGUGACGGUCGAUGGCACCACAUCUGCAUGUCCUGGACCACACGUGACGGCCAAUGGGACGCUUACCAAGACGGAGAGAAGUUGGGGAGUGGUGACAACCUGGCGGCUUGGCAUCCCAUCAAACCUGGGGGAGUCAUCAUUCUUGGCCAGGAGCAGGUAAGGAAGUUAGAUUUAGUCAUCACUGUCUCUCCUUACCCAUGAUCAAAGCAGUCAGUCGCCUACCCGGUGUUACAUCAGCCACGACUUGUCUUCUAUACCAAGUGACAUUGUUGACAGGAAACCAUGCUAACAAUGUGCCAUCAGCUGUGAAGAGCAGCAUGUUCACAUUUUCAAAAGCCAAACACUUCAAAGCCCAAUGUCAAGUAGUUCUACUAACAAGCUGUAUGAUUUAUGGAGCACCUUUGCAAACAGGCAAUAGAAACAAGGAAUUGAGCCAGACAUGACAUGACAGGUUUGUGUUUGUCAUGACGAUUCAAUUUCUCAGACACCAGGAUGCCCCGUGUUGGCCAAAGUUACUGAGGUCUCUCCUUGAACCUAUCAGUGAAGUCAGGUCAGUUAACAUGUUCGAGCAGAAUGCAACAAAUUCCAAGUAAAUCAGCAGACGUCCCAUUAAUGCUCGUGUGAAAUAUCUCCACAAAUAUUGGAUUUUGUUGCCUUUUGACUUAUGGUCCCAAGAAAAUGAAUUUGAACAACACUGGUGAUGUCCUGCAAGUCCAAAUUGUUCCACCAGCUGGUCAAAGUAUUUAAUUAACCAGGGAAAUCCAAGUCUUAACAUGUUACUGUAAGGGUGUAACCUGAUUUGGUAAGGCAUUCAAGGUUCCAAGAGGGUGUACCCUAAUUUCCUAAUGAGUCCCGGGCUUUAAAAGGAACGAGGCUAAAUAUAUUGUAUUUCAAGUUCAAUGUCUAUGAAGAGAAGAGAAAUGGGAGGAUUUCCAAUAUUUUUAGUCUACAUGCUCAUUCCCCUACUCAGGGUCAUAAGUAAUCACUUUUGACUUAGUCAAAAAUCUUGUCAUAAUUUUUAAUGUUUUUUUUUUAAUUAUGAACCUUUAUUUAACCAGGAAGUCCCAUUUAGAUUAAAAAUCUCUUUGACAAAAGUGAGACCUGGCCAAAAUAGCAGCCAUAGAAAGUCAAAAAUGAAAUAAAAUAAAAUAGGAAGAGGUACAUGAUACAUACUUAAACAAUAAAAUAGUAAAACAUUAACAAACAUUAAAACAACAAAAGAUAGUAACAGGAUAUUGGUUUCAUGAACAAAUACAUGAAAACAAAAGUCAUUUAAAGCUUACACUCAUCCAAACAACUUCAAGAGUAAAAACCCUGAAGUACCCUGAAGAGCUCAAAUGUCGCACAAUGUUGUAAGACCAGUCUUCCAGUAUAAUAUGAUACUAUAUUAAACAUGAGGGAGAAAGAAGUAUGACAUUUUUUUAGUUUUUAUAUUUCAGUGUAUAAUCACGUAUUAAUUUAUUCAUAUAUCAGAGCAGGUCCCCCUACAAGUAGACCACCUUACACUGCCUUGCUUCUGCUGCAGCAAAGACCGUACAACCUAUCGAUAUAAUACUUGUUCACAGAGUGCCGUGCAGAAAGUGGGCAUUGAUAGUGAAAAGAUUUGUAUUGAUAGAUGUUUCUGAUGGUAAAAGCUUGACUUAUGGAGGAUCAAACUUAUGCAGCACUGCAUUAAGCAAGGAAGCAUUUCAGUCCAAAAUUUGACCAGAUAUGUCCUUAUAUUCCCACUUCCACACGCUGUGCUACCAAAGUUUGCUGACAUGUCAAAGUAAAAAAAAUUAUAAUGAAUUCAUUUUUUUGUGUGUAUUAGCAUGAUGCUGUUAGCAUACAACUUGAAUACCAUGUGCUAAGGUCCAACCUUCUUGCAUGACUGUUGACAUAGACAGGCUUGUCUUUGCCUCCAAAGCUGUGUGUUUGCUGUACAUGCCUGACUGUUGGCAUGAGUUUCUAAUGUGUGGGCAGGGAUUAUGUGCUGGAAAUCACGUUUUAUAAACCUUCACGCAGAUUUGUGACCUAAGAGUACAAAUAAUACACCACUGUUUCCCCAGAAGAGCCUUUUAUAAACUUGCUCAAGUUGAAGGUACCUAAGCUGAUGUAAACUGAUCAAGUUAAAAUCCUAACUAUAUGUAAUACUUAUGGCAUACUACAUGGUGGUAAUAUUAUUGUGUGCCUGUGACUUUAUUAUAUACUAUGUGGUCUGUGACUCUAGUUCAGACCACUGUCAGUUAAAUUGUGAUUUUUUAAAAUUGAAUAUACAUGCAUCGUAGUGACCUCUGUAGUUGUCUUCAUAUGUUUGUGGAGAAACUUGGGCAUUAAACUUUAAUUUUAUUUUUAGAUAUACAAUCAGUGAUAUUUCAGGUGAUUUGAUUUUUAAUCAGAUAUAGCACUAUCUCUGGGGCUGGGACUGCACUGACCUGACCAUGGCAUUACCAUAGAUCAGGCCUGUUAGUUUAAUGACUUGCCCAUCUGGACUCCCAAACUCCACUCCUAGAAGAUAAUCACCUUUUAUACUGUAAUAGUCUUUUGAUUUCCUCCCUUUUGUUUUAUGGCCCUUGCAGGAUGUGGUUGGAGGGCGCUUCGAUGCCGGACAGGCUUUCGUGGGCGAGCUGAGUCAGGUGAACAUUUGGGAUCGUGUCCUGAAGCCGGUGGAGAUUCAGUCUAUGGCUAACUGCAGCUCUUAUUUCCCUGGGAACGUGAUCUCCUGGCUACCCAGCAAUGUUGAAGUGUUUGGAAGGGGUGCGUUCAAGCGGCCCUUGGAGAUGUGUCAGGAACGACUGCCCAAUGCUUAAAACUCACUUAUCUGCCUCUCUAUAGAUUAGCUGUUUCCAUCCAUUCAGCAGUUUUUAUUGUCUGCUCUGACUGAAAAGUUUAUGGACAUUAUGUACAUUAUGCUGCUUUGCGCUAAGAUUUUUAUGGUUUGUCAACAGAGUUGAAAAAGAUGUGUUGACUAGCUGGCAGAAGUUCCAUUUCUAGGAUAAAUCUAAAAGCUGCUGUGCUCCUACAGUUAUGACUUUACUGUGAUUAUGAACUUAAUCUUACAAACAACAGCGUUUAUAAAAGGCUCCCUGAGGUACUGCUCCUAUAAAAGGCCCAUACACCAACAUUCCCACACAAUCCCCCCACACCACCCCCCUUCCUCCACGCUCAAGCAAGCUUAAAUUAACACUCACCUCAAGCUUUGAGGUAAUGAAAAUCCACUUGAGUCCCACUCAGACACACGCAAGUCCUGCUACUACUACAAAUACACAGACUCGCCAACAGUUUUCCGUUGACAUGUGAGUUGGCAUUGCGUGCUGCGUGGGAGUGAGUUGCUGGAAAGAUUAGAGAACUGGCGAAUGUUAUGUCUAUUCCUUAACAAGGGAGUGGGCUUAAAGUAAACAUCAGUUAAGCCCCUUCUCCAGACAGGUGCAGUCAUUUUGAAGCAGAGUAUAACUGAACAAGUUCAGUAUAGCACUUUAUCUGUUUUGUAGUGCUGGUGUUGUGCAGUAGGCUGAUUCCUCUGGCAGAAAUACGAGUUUAAAUUUGCAGCUUACAUAUGAAUUACCUGAAACUUUACCUCUUUGGAAGCUUUAUUCUUGGCAUGCGUAACCAAUACCAGUGAUACUAGCGAGACUAUCACAGUGCUUUCUUUAACCUGCCUUUUCCAUUUGAACAAACCCUGUUGAAAUGGUAAAUCAUGCUGAAAAUAUAUUCAUAGCUUCAAUGUUGUGAAAUAUUUUUACACGUGAUUUGUGAUGUUUGUGAAGUGGGUGACAGAUUAGACCUAGCUCUAAACACACAAAUAUACCAUAUAUUUUGAUUGUACUUGUUGGGUGUUACCCAUAUGUAUAUGUCGUGAUAUUAUAUUUUGCAUUUUUUUGUCUUUGUUCGGAAGUUCGUAGUUUUUUUAACGUAAUCCUUGUUUUUAUGUAAACGGCAUUGCCCAAAUUGUCUUGUUUCUUCUGAUGAAGACUUAAGUGCCAUUAUUUCUUUUUCUAAGUGUUGUAAAAUCAUUUACCUGCCAAUAAAAGAGAAAGAAAAUCACUACUAAUGA
Messenger RNA from Xyrichtys novacula (pearly razorfish), 7913 nucleotides. The record is from the annotation of a GenBank genome assembly. Lineage: Eukaryota; Metazoa; Chordata; Actinopteri; Labriformes; Labridae.